This is a messenger RNA of Cynocephalus volans (Philippine flying lemur), 1191 nucleotides long. It is a transcript of the gene DHH, whose product is annotated as desert hedgehog signaling molecule. Bases 1 to 1191 code for a protein of 396 amino acids. The record is from RefSeq and is a predicted model, not a curated record. The transcript has 3 exons. Gene Ontology annotation, biological process: cell fate specification; intein-mediated protein splicing; cell-cell signaling. Lineage: Eukaryota; Metazoa; Chordata; Mammalia; Dermoptera; Cynocephalidae. Gene Ontology annotation, molecular function: calcium ion binding; patched binding.
AUGGCGCUGCUGGCCUGUCUGGUGCCCCUGUGCUGCUUGGCACUUCUGGCGCUGCCGGCCCAGAGCUGCGGGCCCGGCCGGGGGCCGGUUGGCCGGCGCCGCUACGUGCGCAAGCAGCUCGUGCCGCUGCUCUACAAGCAAUUUGUGCCCAGCGUGCCCGAGCGGACCCUGGGCGCCAGUGGGCCGGCCGAGGGGAGGGUGGCAAGGGGCUCAGAGCGCUUCCGGGACCUCGUGCCCAACUACAACCCCGACAUCAUCUUCAAGGAUGAGGAGAACAGCGGCGCCGACCGCCUGAUGACGGAGCGUUGUAAGGAGCGGGUGAACGCACUGGCCAUUGCCGUCAUGAACAUGUGGCCUGGAGUGCGCCUACGAGUGACCGAGGGCUGGGACGAGGACGGCCACCAUGCUCAAGACUCACUCCACUACGAAGGCCGUGCCUUGGACAUCACUACGUCCGACCGCGACCGCAAUAAGUAUGGGUUGCUGGCGCGCCUGGCAGUGGAAGCCGGCUUCGACUGGGUCUACUACGAGUCCCGCAACCACGUCCACGUGUCGGUCAAAGCUGAUAAUUCACUGGCGGUCCGGGCGGGCGGCUGCUUUCCGGGAAAUGCCACAGUGCGCCUGCGGAGCGGCGAGCGGAAGGGGCUUCGAGAACUGCACCGCGGGGACUGGGUGCUGGCGGCAGAUGCGGCAGGCCGGGUGGUGCCCACGCCUGUGUUGCUCUUCCUGGACCGGGACUUGCAGCGCCGGGCCUCGUUCGUGGCUGUGGAGACCGAGCGGCCCCCGCGCAAACUGUUGCUCACCCCCUGGCACCUGGUGUUCGCCGCUCGAGGGCCAGCCCCCGCGCCAGGCGACUUUGCGCCGGUGUUUGCGCGCCGGCUACGCGCUGGGGAUUCGGUGCUGGCGCCCGGUGGUGACGCGCUUCGGCCGGCUCGCGUGGCCCGCGUGGCGCGGGAGGAAGCCGUGGGCGUGUUCGCGCCUCUGACAGCGCACGGGACGCUGCUAGUCAACGACGUCCUGGCCUCGUGCUACGCUGUUCUGGAGAGUCACCAGUGGGCGCACCGCGCCUUUGCUCCUUUGCGCCUGCUGCACGCGCUGGGGGCACUGCUCCCGGGCGGGGCGGUCCAGCCCACUGGCAUGCACUGGUACUCUCGGCUCCUGUAUCGCUUGGCGGAGGAGCUGCUGGGCUGA